AUGUCUCAACCCGCUCGCAAUGUCGGCGUGAUAGGUGCAGGUGCAAUGGGGUUCGCACUCAUCGAACGACUAAUCAAGCGAGAUUUCAGUGUGUGGGUCUUCGACCCUUCGCCUGACGCACGCAAGCGAUCUUCUGAUGCUGGCGCCUUAUGUGAGGACUCCGCAGAGGCUGUCUUUGAAAAAGGGAUCCCUGUCAUCACUUGCGUGGCGUCUCCAAUUGCCUUCAAGAAAACGGUUGAGGCUGCUCUUGCGAAACCCGUACACAAUGGCGCCGCUCCCAUUAUCGAAGCAAGUACAAUCGACACCGCACUCAAAAUGGAGGCGAGGGCGCAGUUGGCUCAGGUUGGUCGCACCUUGCUCGAUUGUCCGGUCAGCGGCACGAGCUUACAGGCUCGCAAUGGCGAUAUUAUUGUGUUCGCCAGUGGUGAUGAGGACGCCUUGUCUGUUUGCGAUCCUAUCAUUUCAGCAAUUGCACGCAAAACGGUACGGGCGGGCAAAUUUGGGUCGGGAAUGAGGCUGAAGCUACUGGCGAAUCAUUUGGUGGCACUGAAUUCCAUGGCCGCUGCAGAAGUACUUGUGCUCGCGCGAAAGGCCGGCCUGGCUCCGGAAAUGGCGCUGGAAGUCUUGACUCAGAGCGCAGGGAAUUCGCGAAUGCUCGAGGUGCGUGGGAAGAUGAUGAUUGCUCAUGACUAUCUCCCAGCAACGGGCAGCAUCGACCUGAUUGUCAAGGACGGUGAUAUGAUUCAGAAUUUGGCCCGAGAGGUUGGAUGCACGCUACCUCUGUUCAGUCGAGCACAUUCGCUUUACCACUCGGCGCAGGAUGAAGGACUGGGGGCACAUGAUAUUGGAGGAAUCCAUGGAUACCUUCUCGGGCUCAACAGUGAGCCAUAA
Molecule: messenger RNA, 891 nt
Organism: Exophiala oligosperma
Lineage: Eukaryota; Fungi; Ascomycota; Eurotiomycetes; Chaetothyriales; Herpotrichiellaceae
Exons: 1
Coding region: 1-891 (296 amino acids)
Molecular function (GO): NADP binding; NAD binding; oxidoreductase activity
Source: RefSeq, a predicted model, not a curated record